Messenger RNA from Zingiber officinale, 986 nucleotides. RefSeq names its product acid phosphatase 1-like. The transcript has 3 exons. Bases 17 to 868 code for a protein of 283 amino acids. The record is from RefSeq and is a predicted model, not a curated record. Lineage: Eukaryota; Viridiplantae; Streptophyta; Magnoliopsida; Zingiberales; Zingiberaceae. Gene Ontology annotation, molecular function: acid phosphatase activity.
ACACUUGCGAGGUCUUAUGGUUUUCUAUCUUUGCGAGUUCCAAUUAAUCGUUCCAUUCAAAGUCAACGCCAAAUCUCCAUCCGCGGUGGAAAGGGUCAAUCGCCAUCGCUCUAUAUUUACGGAUAUGAUCACCAAUCACGCCACGCCAAUUGCUGAGAGCGAAUCAAGAAGCUCCAUCGGCCAUGGCGUCGCCGGAUGCCUGCUUCUGCCUCAGCUGGCGGAUGGCGGUGGAGGCCAACAAUGCCCAAGGGUGGCGCACCGUCCCGCCGCAAUGCGUCGGCCACGUGGAGCGCUACAUGCUGGGCGGCCAGUACGGAAGCGACGUCGCCGCGGUCGCCGACCAGAUCGCGAUCUACCUCGGCGGCAGCGCCGCCGCCGACGGCAAGGAUGCAUGGAUUCUCGACGUCGACGACACCUGCCUCUCCAACCUCCCCUACUACAAGGAGAAGCACUUCGGAUAUAUACAUCGAUCGUUAGGGGGGAGCCGUACGACUCGAGGGCAUACGUGAGCUGGGUACUGAGAGGGGCUUGCCCUGCAAUCCCUCAAGUGCUUGGGGUUUACAGGAAGCUGAUGGAGAGAGGGUUUCAGGUUUUUCUGGUCACUGGAAGAAGCGAGGACGUUUUGGGAGCUUCCACGGUUGAAAAUCUGGCAGCUCAGGGAUUUGAUGGCCAUCACAGACUGAUCAUGAGAAGCGCUGCUUACAGAGGAUAUGGGGCAGUACCCUACAAAUCUACUAUUAGAAGGCAAUUAGUGGCAGAGGGAUACAGGAUCAGAGGCAAUGUUGGAGAUCAGUGGAGUGAUUUGUUAGGAGAAUGCGUUGGGGAUCGCACAUUUAAAAUUCCAAAUCCCAUGUAUUUUAUACCAUGACAGAACUCAACUCUAAUUGAACUCGCAAUGCUGUGUUUUAUCUCAUAGCAGAGAAAGUGGAUUGACCCUAGCUAUGAAGUUUUAUAAGCUUGGAAUGAAUGAACAUUGAGAUCCUAAA